AUGAUCUGCCCUGCAGGUAACACAAAUCCGGACUACGUGAUGAAGUGGGCGGAGCCUUAUUGCUACUGCCCGGCUCCUGAAGCAGUUCCGGCUGCUUACAUUGAAGAUGAAGAGCCAGGCACCUUUCGUUGUGCUCCAGGAUACGUGGGUCGGCCCACCCUGUUCUGUGGGGAGUCGCCGCAGUGCCAGCAGGAACCAGCUCUGACGGGAUGUGUCUCCCCGGAUGUUUGCCAUGUGGAACCUUUCAUCGAUGACGACGACCGACCUGGUAUGGUCCGUGGUGUGGUUGCCUUUGGACCAGCGGAGGUCGAAGGUGUGAUCGAUGAGGAGCACGUCGACGGCUACGACAUCUUGCUCGCGGACGAGUGCGGCCAGGCGCUGCCCUUGCCCGCUCUGGCUACGGUCCCGCGGCGCGCGCUCCCCGCCGCCGGAGGUUGCUGCGAGACGCGGUCCUACCAGGUCGCCGUUGAGGCAGAUUUGACGGACGCGCGCCUGAAUGGUCGGACAGCCACGGUCCUCGUCGCCAUCUCUGGCCUCCUCCAUGGGAAGGUCAUCAACAUUACCGAUGUUGCGGGACAGGCGAGCACCACCAACAAGGUCACAGUGACGGGUGCCGCCCGAGCAGCUCAUACGGUUCCUGUUGUGUCAAUGUGGCUCAUCGCUUUCGCGGCGGUGCAGUUGCACAGAAGCUCCGUGUAG
Molecule: messenger RNA, 699 nt
Organism: Symbiodinium necroappetens
Lineage: Eukaryota; Dinophyceae; Suessiales; Symbiodiniaceae
Source: the annotation of a GenBank genome assembly